AUGUUUCCGUUUAAUGGCAAUGGAAUAAUAUUUAUAAAUCUGUUGUGUCAGGUCAUUCGCCCUGUACAAUAAAAUCGCAUUCAGUGUCAGCUCAGUACCGGAGCGCGAACGACGAAGCGUCCCCUCACGCAGACAUGCGUUUCGUGAUUAGCUAUGUGUUCGUAUUCACUGUUUGUUACGCAACAAUCGACGAUUACAAAGCGAAACGAGCCAAGAUCCUACGAGAUGAGGGACUCUUAUCUGUAGGGGGAAGUAUACAACUCACAGAUAAAGAAUCAACCGUCAACAACUGUAUAAUGCAGCAUAAGUUCCGAGAAGUGGACUACGGUUUUAAUAAUCCGCAAUACUACAAGUUCUCCCGUCACUUCUUCACCUACAAGGAUGACAUAUGUCUUUCUAAAGUCUAUCAGAUUAUAAAGGAUAUGCCCAAAGGAGCAGCAUUACAUAUACACGAUAUGGGUAUUUUAGGUCCCGAUUACAUCAUGAAUUUGACAUAUUCGGACGAACUUUACAUAUGUUUCGACAAAAACAAUGUUAAAUUCAAAUUUUCCGAUAAAACACCGAAGACGCCGUGUAAAAGCAAUUGGCAAUUAAUAAACGAAGCGAGAAAAUCAUCUAACAGUACCAAGUUUGAUAUGAAAUUACGAAAAUAUUUUACACUGCGAGUUAGCAAUCCCGAUGCUUCAUAUCCAAGUAUCAAAGAGUCUUGGGAAGUUUUUAUGAAAUAUUUUGGAAGGGUCAUUGGUAUACUGACAUAUAGACCAAUAUGGGAACAAUAUUUCUACGACGUACUUUUAAAAUUUAAAAACGACAACGUAAUGUAUCUUGAAGUCAGAAGUGUUUUGCCUAAUUUAUAUGAAUUGGAUGGAACGCUGUACGCGCCACUCAUAACAGCGAAAACAUAUAGAAAAACUAUUGAGAAGUUCAAAAAAGAUCAUCCCGAUUUUAUUGGAGCGAAACUUAUAUACGCACCUUCCAGAAGUGUGAACCGAUCACAAAUGGACGAAUACUUACGUUUAGCGAAAGCCAUUAAAGCAGACGUGCCGGAUAUAUUCGCAGGGUUCGAUUUAGUGGGGCAGGAAGAUUUAGGAAGUCCCUUAAUCGAAUUUAUUCCCCAACUCACAGCUGCUUCCAAAGAUUUAAAUUAUUUCUUCCAUGCCGGUGAAACUGACUGGUACGGAACUUUGACUGAUGAAAAUCUUAUUGAUGCUAUAUUGUUAGGAGCGAAGAGAAUAGGCCACGCUUAUGCUCUUUCAAAACAUCCAUUGUUAAUGAAAGAAGUUAUUGAUAAAGGCAUAGCAUUAGAAGUGAAUGUCAUUUCAAAUACAGUAUUAUCUUUGGUUCGUGACGUACGUAAUCAUCCACUGAGUAACUUUUUCGCUCAAGGAAUGCCAGUGGUGCUUUCCAGCGAUGACCCAGGCGCAUGGGAAGCUGAUCCAUUAUCCGAUGACUUUUAUGUUGCAUUUGUUGGUGUUGCCAGUCGCCUGUCUGAUUUGAGACUAUUGAAACAAUUAGCAAUUAAUUCAUUAACAUACAGUACUCUGGAUGCCGAUGAAAAAGAAAAAGCGUUAGAUAAUUUUAGUUUAAAAUGGAAUACAUUUGUUGAUAAUUUCAAUUGUUCUAAGUAUUAAAUUUAAAAUGAUGAUUUUACCUUUUACCAUAUUAUUUUUUAUUUUACAACAUAAAUAAUAAAUAUGUAUAUAAAAGAGUGUAUUUCUAUUAUAAAAACAAAAUCGUGCAAUUUAAUUUUGCAUCAGCGGAUAUUGUCAAUUGAAACCGGAUAUUCUUAUCGGAUAAUG
Nymphalis io (European peacock) is the source of this 1799-nucleotide messenger RNA. RefSeq names its product adenosine deaminase 2-A-like. Gene Ontology annotation, molecular function: adenosine deaminase activity. The record is from RefSeq and is a predicted model, not a curated record. Bases 135 to 1631 code for a protein of 498 amino acids. Gene Ontology annotation, biological process: inosine biosynthetic process; adenosine catabolic process. Lineage: Eukaryota; Metazoa; Arthropoda; Insecta; Lepidoptera; Nymphalidae. The transcript has a single exon.